GCGUGCUGACGUCAGCCAGGCAGCCCAGCGAAAGAACGCCUGUGUGUUGGAAUGUGGAGACUUGCACUUCCUUGAACAAACGCACGACUGAGAAAGAAAAGUUUGAAAAAUCUCCAAGUCUACGAAAACAAUCGACGAGCAGCAGAUCAUUUUAAUCGCUAGCUCUUGAUUGGCUCGGAAGCCAGAAUGGCGGCAGAGGCGGCCUAUCCGGUGGCCAUGGGUGUGUUCUCUGGGGGCGUCGGCCUGGAUGAGGAGGCGGGGCCUAGUGCGGAUCUGCCCGCCCCACAACUGGUGAUGCUGGCCAAUGUGGCGCUGACGUCGGAGGUGAUGCUGGGAGGGGGCGGGGUGGAGGAGGAGCGGGAGAUGGCGGAACUCCAGACGGUUGCCACUAGCUACAGCGACGCAGAGGAAGAGGAUGAAGAUGAUGAUGAUGAGCUGGAGAGAUAUGCAUACGAACAAGCACACGCACACGCACACACCUACGCGGAGCAGCCACACACUCACACCGCACACACACACACGUACGCAGACACACACUCUCACAUGGUGGAGGAGAGCAGAGUGGACGAGGUGGAGGUGGAGACAGUCGUCGUGGAGACAGUCGUCGUGGGCGGAGUUAAUAAUGUGGCGACAGCAAGAGCCCCUCCCACUAAGGAGACGUCACAGAUAUCCCUGAGGCGCAGGCCAACUCCCGUCCAGAGAGCAGUAGUGGAUCCAGCAGCGGCUGCGGCGGUGUUGUCCCCCGACACCAGUAAGAAGCGCAAGCCCCUGCACUGUAAACCAUGCCACUACCAGGCGUCUAAUGAAGAGGAGUUUAUCGAGCACAUCCGCAUGCACAGCGCCAAGAAGCUCAUCGUCGUCAACGGCGCCAGCGGAGAGGAGGAGCCAGCCAAUGAGGUGCCGGCAGGCCCCAUGCCCCCUGACAUGGCCGCCGGGGGUGAGGGGCCAGAGGGGCUGGCCAAUGGGAAGGGAGUGAUCCGGUGCGAGAGGUGUGGCUACAACACAAACCGCUACGAUCACUACAUGGCUCACCUGAAACAUCACAACAAGGAGGGCAGCGAGCAGCGCGUUUACAAGUGUACUAUCUGUGCCUAUACUACAGUGAGUGGCUACCAUUGGAAGAAACAUCUCCGUAACCACUUCCCCAGCAAGCUGUUCACCUGCAACCAGUGCUGCUACUUCUCCGACCGCAAGAACAACUACGUGCAACACAUACGCACACACACUGGUGAGCGUCCAUUCCGCUGUCCGUACUGCGAGUACUCGAGUUCUCAGAAGACUCAUCUCACACGACAUAUGAGGACACACUCUGGUGAGCGUCCGUUUAAGUGUGAGAGCUGUAGCUACUUAGCAGCCAAUCAGCAUGAGGUGACGCGUCACGCCCGCCAGGUGCACAACGGGCCCAAACCCCUCAGCUGCCCCUACUGCCAAUACAAGACUGCAGACCGCUCCAACUUCAAGAAGCAUGUGGAGCUCCACGUGAACCCUCGUCAGUUCCUGUGCCCCGUCUGCAAGUACGCCGCCUCUAAGAAGUGCAACCUGCAAUACCACAUCAAGUCACGCCACCCCGGCUGCCAAGACAUCACCAUGGACGUCUCCAAGGUGAAGUUGAAGAAGAUGAGGAAGCCGGAUGACGGCUCGGUGAGUGACAGCGGCUCGAGUCCCACCUCUUCCCCCGAGCCCGCCGUGUCACCCCCGGUGACGACCCUUCGACGACCCCGAGAUGAGGACACAGCCCCGGAUACAGGCAGCCCCGUCAACCUCUUCACUCCCAAGAGGAGGCUGGAGAUGGAGACAGACACCCCCUCUAGUGACCGCAAGAGGAACUGCAAGCAGGAGAAGAGCAUGAAGAAGACAGGAGGAGGAGGGCAGAAAGGAGGAAGAGUGGAGACACCAGGGAAGGAGAACGGAGUGAAGGAGAAGAAGAGGAGAGGAGAAGGCGAGGGGAGGGAGGUGUCCAGGGAGAGAGAGAAGGGAGCAGGAGGAGGGAAACUGAGGAUUGUGGAGGAAGAGGAGGAGGAAGAAGAGAUGGAGAUGGAGGUGGAGAAGAGGAGGAGAGGGGAGGAGGAGGAUAAGAGGAAGGAAGAGAGGAGUCAGAAGAAGGAAGAGAAGAAGACUCCUAAUAAGAAGGCAACCAAUCGGCUGUUGAAAGCCCAGCAGAGUCCCGCCCCCACAGUGGAGCUUGCGAAUCAGAAAAGCCCCGCUGCUCCAGUAGAGCCCGCCCUUAAAGAAGGUUCCGGAGUGUUGGCUGACGUCACCAUGGGAACCAAGAAGAAGGUUGCCAAGAGGAAACAGCAGCAGCAGCAGGAGAAGACGACGACGAACGCAGAGUCACACACACCUGAAGACACACACACACACAUACACACCAGCAGUAGCUCUCCCAAACCCAAACGCAGGAAAGCAGAGCCCACAGCACAGACACACACCAACACACACACCCAGAACACCCAGCCCCCACCUGUGUCCUGCGACACCCCUCCCCCCACCCCGGAUCAGCUGGUCACUUCCCCCUUGGCUUCCCUCUCACCAAUCAGAGUCAAGAACAAACCUGGCAACGCCCACCUCAGCUCCCCAUUGACGAAUCAGGACGGACCGCUCACCCCGACCUCGCCCACAUUCCACAUCCCGCAUUCCGCCACAUCUGUGCCCGGAUUGGCUCCUCUCAAAUGCCCCUCCCCUUUGAUGAGGAAGUCCGACGACACCGACAGUCUGCAGCCAGAGAAGAGGAUGGAAAAGAGGAAAGGAGAAGGAGAAGAAGAAGGAGAGAGAGAGGGGGAGAAGAGAAAGGAAGAGAAGAAGAAGGCUGUCGUGCAGCGAGAUGGAGUGAAAGAGAAGAGUAAAGAGAAAGAGAAGAGUAAAGGAAAGGAGAAGGGAGGAGUGAAGAAGACGACCGCCAAAAAGCAGCAGACCAUUACCGAGUGUCUUCCAGCCUCCAAGCAGCCUGUCCAGCCCCAUCCCCCCACAGACCAGCCGAGGCCGCAGCCCCCCCAGGAGCCGAUGGAGACUGGGGGAGAGCUCCAGACCCCCCAAGACCCCCCCGCACCCAUCAGCAUCCCUGAACCACCCAAAACCACGCUGGGAAAGGACAAAACCACACCGGAUAAGCCCCAAAACUUGCCGGAUGUGCCCAAAAUCACACCAGAUACGCCCAAAACCACAUCGAAUACGGCCACAAUCUUGCCUGAUGUGCCUGGUGGUAAACCAGAUGUGUCUAAAAUCACGCAGGAUGUGCCUAAUAGUAAACCCGAUGUGGCCAAACCUAAACCUGAGCUGCCUAAAACUAAACCAGCCCAGCUAAAAAACACCACGUCGCCUUCUUCUAAAACCACCUCGUUGCCUUCUUCUAAAACCACCAUGUCGCCUUCUUCUAAAACCACCACGUCGUCUUUGCUUAAAACCAGCUCCGAUCUGCCCAGAUCCACAUCGCAUCUGGCCAAAAACACAUCAGAGGUGCCGAAAACCUCCGCAGGCGUAACCAAGAGCCCGUCAGACGUGCCCAAGACUACCACAAACGGGCCCAAGACUACCACAAACGAGCCCAAGAUCGCAACAGAAAUGCCCAAGACUGCCACAAACAUGGCUAAAUCCUCGGCAGGUCUGAGCAAGAGGACUGCUAAUGUGCCCAAGAAGACCGCAGAUGUGCCCAAAUCUGCCACAGAUGUGUCCAAGACCUCCGCAGUUCAGACUAAAAUCACAUCACAUCUGCCCAAGUCUGCCACCGUGUGCCAGUCCAAGCCAGAGCUGCCCAAAACAGACACGGAGAAAUCUAAAACUGACACAGUCAAAACGCCAUCAAAUGGUUCCAAAACUUCCCCUGCCCUGCCUGAAGCAUCACUAGAUCUUCCCAAAACACAAUUGAAUCUUCCCAAAACACCAUCGAAUCUUCCUAAAACACCAUCGAAUCUUCCCAAAACACCAUCGAAUCUUCCUAAAACACCAUCGAAUCUUCCCAAAACUCCAUCAAAUCUUCCUAAAACAUCAUCGAAUCUUCCCAAAACACCAUCGAAUAUUCCUAAAACACCAUCGAAUCUUCUCAAAACACCAUCGAAUAUUCCUAAAAAAACAGAGGUUUCCAAAACACCAUCAGUUCUCCCUAAAACGUCAUCAGAUCUUCCCAAAACUACUCCAGCCCUGACUGAAGCGCCUUCGGGUCUUCCGGAAAUACCAUCAGAUGUUUCCAAAACGGCACCAGAUCUUCCCAAGACAUCCUCAGAUCUUCCCAAAUCACCAUCGGAUGUGUCUAAAACUCCUCCAGCCCUGCCUAAAGAUGUUUCGCCGCAGCCCGAGGUUGCUGAGGACCUGGAGGAAGAGGAGAUGGCGUUGGACCUGUCCAGAACCUCCACCCUCCCCAGGACCACGUCGGAACCGGAGACGGCGCUGGACCUGUCCAUAUCGGCUACAACAAAGCAGCCCAAAGCUACUUCACAUAUUGCCAAGGCGGCGACCACGAACCCACGGCCCAAACCUGCCCCAAAACCUGCCAAAACCACCCCGACUUUACCUAAACUCACCACAACAAGCACGGCCAAAACCACCCCGACUUUGCCCAAACUCACCACAACAAGCACGGCCAAAACCACCCCGACUUUGCCCAAACUCACCACAACAAGCGCGGCCAAAACCACCCCGACUUUGCCCAAGCUCUCCACAAACGCGGCCAAAACUACCCCGACCCCAACCUUGCCCAAGAUCGAUGCAGGGCUCCCCAAAACGACUGCAGAGCAAUCCAAGAUGACUGGCCAUGGACUGCAGAGUGCUGAGGAGCCUAUUGUACCCCAGCCUGCCCCUAACGUACCCCAACCCCAGCCAGCCUCUGAACUGCCCCAGGCCCAACUGCCCCAGCCAGCCUCUGAACUGCCCCAGCACCCUGUGCCCCUGCCCCCUGUGCCCCAGCCGAGGCCCUGCAACACCCCAUCUAGUCCUGAGGUGCCUCCCACUCCCACACCUCCAGAGGAAGACACAGGGUCUCCCAGCCCAGCUGUGCAGGGGCAAGGGCCGGGGCCGGUGGGGGGUGUGGCUAAUAAGCGUGGAGAGGCGGGACUUGAGGAGGACGAAGGCAUCCAGAUCCACGAUGAGAGAGGAAGUGACGUCAGCGAUGACGCCGCCUCUGAACGCAGCGUGGACUCCGGCCUGCGGGGGGGAGGAGGAGGGAGCGGGGGGGUUACCCCGGCAACAGAGCCCCCCCACACCCCCACAGACUCCCUCCCGUCGCCCACGCAGUCGCUUCCUUCGCCACCGCGCAACAGCAACAACAAGGGCCUCACACACACACACACGCAAACACACACACCCCCGCCACUCACACACACCCCCCCACAGCUCAGCAAGGAUGCGGUGGAGCCGCCACAAACACACACGUCUCCGUCGUCACAAACACACACGUGUAUCUUCUGUGACCGCUCGUUCCCGGGGGAGAUGGACUAUCGCCGCCACCUCAGCAGACACCUGGUCAACGUCUACUACCUGGACACGCCCACCAACACACCUGCACCCACACCAGCACCCGCAGGGAAGCAGUAGACACACACACACACACACACACACACACACACACACACACACACACACACACCUGGGGAAACCGCAGACAAACACACAUACAGACAGCAGAGGCAAUGUGCACAUUCACACAAGUGCCCACACAUACAAGGUGUACAGUACAUGUUGAUCAUCCACCACACACACACACACACACACACACACACUCACACACACACACACACACGGAUGGACGUUACGGGACUAAAACUAAUACUUCCAAACCCCAGCUCCUUUUGAUGAUUUUUGUUACGUUAACACACAUACUGUAUUUACUCAUCAGCUACUGUAUUAUUUGUUCAUCUGCUCUUCAUUCCAAAGACUUUUUUUUCUUAAAGAUCAGAUUAUCAGAUAGCGUCAUAAAUCAGUUGUUGGAUCAGAUGCGUGCGUGUGUGUGUCCUUGCUCUAGACUGCCUGUGUGUGUGUGUCCUCGCUCCAGACUGCCUGUGUGUGUAUGGACGAGUUUAGAUAGCUUCAUGAAUCGGUUAGAUGUGUGUGUGUAUGGACGAGUUGCCUUGACAAUCAUCAUUUUUUUAAUUUCCUUUUUGGUGACCCUGUGGGUGCAUGACUGCUUGGAGACACACACACACACACACACACACACACAACCUUACCUUCCAAAGUAUUCGUUCGUUACUAGUUUAUGUCUCUGUUGCAACAUGUAUCUUGUUUCAUGUUCACUCUCCUAUGUAACAAACCGCAUCCAAGAUGACAAUGAUGCCUUUUCACACACACACACACACACACACACACACACACACACACACACACACACACACACACACACACACACACACACACACACGAUAUCCCCUGCCUCCCCUCCCCUCCCCUGUGCAAUAUUCUCCUUAGCUCAAUGCCAAAGCUUUAAGGGGUCUGAAGAAGCCUCGUGAUUGGACAGGCCGGACCCUCAAGACCCCGCCCCUGAAAACGCACUCACGAGCCUAUUAGAAAGCCCCUUAUUCUCUCAGCCUAUUAGAACGCUCCUUAUUCUCUCCUCUCCUAUCAGUAGCCUAUUAGAACGCCCCUUAUUCUCUCAUCUCCUCUCAUUAGCCUAUUAGAACUUCCUUUUUAGUGUGACCCUCCCCUUCCUGUUGUCAUUUCUCUGGUGCAGUGUGAUUGGUUAUCUCUGCACGGAGACAUGUUAGGACUGUAAAUAUAUAUUUUAUGUUUAGCCCCUCCCUCCCACACCUCAUCAUGUGUCUUUAACGUCUUGUACGGUUGUGAACCCUAUGACCAUGGACUUAACUAUAUACAGACACCACCAUUUGAAUAGCAGUGAAUGGGCGUGAAUGGGCACUGCCAUGUUUGAUUGAUUGUUGAGUGAACAUUAAUAGUGAAACAAAAAACUCUGGGUCCAAUCUUUUUUUUUACUCGCACCCAAAGUAUUUUUGCAUUGGGCGCAUUCGUGAUGGCACAUGUCGUGGUAGUCUAUUUCGCACUGCAAAGUUACAAUGCAUUCUAGUUGGACAAUUCUAACCAGAAUCCACUGUAAUGGCGAAGUGCUCAUGCCCGCUGUGCAGACUGCUGCUGAAUGUGCCAUCACGAAUGUCAUUCAUGUAAGACCUAGAAUGUCAUUCUCCUAGACCUAGAAUGUCAUUCAUGUAAGACCUAGAAUGUCAUUCUGGAAGCCCCAGUAGACAAAUGCAGUGUCUGUGUCUAUGAUGACGGUUUGUUUUUGUAAUGUUCGACUUCUUCCCUUUCUGGGGAUGUGUGUACUUGUAUAAAAAAUGUUGUUUGUGCACUCAUUUAUAUUAUGUACGGUUCCUCAACCUUACCUGACUGGCCAGGUGACUCGGAAUAGCCAAUCAGUGAUCCCCAAAACACCCCAUGUCCCGCCCCAAUGGACACCCUGACCAAUGGCAAGCUACGGUAGAUAGCUCCUGGCCCAGAUAUUUGAUUGGCCGGAUAUUUCCUGGCUUAGUGAUUUGAUUCUGUGAUCAGUUUGUUGUUCUUUGUGCUGUAUGCGCUGUAUUCUUAUUAGAUGUUGAGCAGCUCAAUAAAUUCAUGUAUUUUACAACA
Molecule: messenger RNA, 7563 nt
Organism: Engraulis encrasicolus (European anchovy)
Lineage: Eukaryota; Metazoa; Chordata; Actinopteri; Clupeiformes; Engraulidae
Gene: rest
Product: RE1-silencing transcription factor
Exons: 10
Coding region: 187-5523 (1778 amino acids)
Biological process (GO): positive regulation of transcription by RNA polymerase II
Cellular component (GO): nucleus
Source: RefSeq, a predicted model, not a curated record